This is a messenger RNA of Triticum dicoccoides, 759 nucleotides long. RefSeq lists its product as uncharacterized. Bases 1 to 759 code for a protein of 252 amino acids. The transcript is spliced from 5 exons. NCBI's taxonomy places the organism in Eukaryota, Viridiplantae, Streptophyta, Magnoliopsida, Poales, Poaceae. The record is from RefSeq and is a predicted model, not a curated record.
AUGGCGGGAGAGGGGAGCAAGGAGGAGGUAGGGAGUGUCCUCAUGCAGGCCAUGAUGGCCGCCAAGAACCUGCGCCCGCAGUGCGACCGCCUCCUGCAGCGCCUGCGGGCCGCCACCCCCGCCCCCGCGGACGCCAACGACGCCAAGCUCCGGGAGCUCUCCAUGGACCUCUUCAAGGUCUACUACAUCAGCAUGGAGGCUGGCGCCCGCAUGCUCAGCACCUGCCUUGAGCUCAAGAACGGCGGCCGCUUCGCCAUGAACCCCUCAUUCGCCGUCAUGCCCGACGAGCAGCUCCACGACAUGCUGCUCGCGCAGCGCUUCCUGGUCCGUGUCGAGGCCGCGCUCUUCGCUGUCAAGCUCCCCCAGGAGUACCACAUCCCACGCUGCAUCGAGCACCUCGUCAGCUCCCCCCCCCCUCCCCGCCCCCGCACCCCUGCGCCAGAGCCGGGCCUGCUCCUCGUGAAGUCGGAGCACGCCGACAUGGUGGCUCCCGACGACGAGUCCGCCCUGAAAUGGGCGAAGGAGGACUACAUCCGCGAGCAGGUGCGCCGCCAGCGCCAGGCGUACGAGGAGCUCCAGGCCCGUCGACUCGGCCACGAGGAGGGCGGCGCCAUCAUCCUCGACAGCGACGAGGAGGAAGAGGCCGGGCCGUCCAGCUCCCGGCCGCGCAUGGCGACCCUGGGCAGGGCUGCAGCAGGGACUGUGGCUCCAGCCGAGCACGCGACAACGACGACGACGACGGAUAUGAGUGACAGGUAG